CCCUUGUCCACAUUCAGACAACAUCAAUGGCAUCAAAUUCCCAGAAGACAUGGUGUUCUGAUGUUCAUCCACACCACAACACCAGCAGCACGUCAUCAGAGGAUAAGAAUAUAACGAGCGGUGCCUGCACCAACGAUCAUCAUCUAAGUAGAGACGGUUCGCCAACCAUUUAAAUAUCUACAGAUUAAGAAUCAGAAUAUGAUGCUGACAAAACAUAUGUUGAGCUACAAAUAUGCCACUUUUUAUAAUGUGAACACUGAAAACAAGUGUUCGAUGUAAUGUCAGACAGAGGGCAUCAAUCCUAGUUAGAAUCAUUUUUUUUCUAUAUAAACAGCAAUUCUUAGCCAAACCAACAGUAGGCUAGUGUUUGUUCUGUCGUCUACCUUAAUGGGUGCAGGGUUGUCACAAGAUCAGGAGUUGGAGCCAAAUGGCGAAGAGUCGAGCAAGAACAGGAAACAGAGCAAGCAGGGUGAAGCCAAAGCAAAUCAGAGUAGCAAACGAGUUUCGUUACCUCAUAACUGUGGAGAUAUUCUGAAGCAUGCUGAUUCACCAGUUGACAUAUCCGCGACAACCAACCAGGAAGUGCUUUAUGCGGGCGUUUUCUUGAACCAGAAGAGGAAGAAGUACUGGGUUGACAAGCAGUCGAACUGCAACUGCUUCAUGAUUUUUGCACAAAGUCUUUCGAUAACUUGGGCGGAGGACCAAAGAUUCUGGCAUUGGCCCUUGUUGAAAGAAUCAAGCGAUGAGAAUCUUGCAGUUGCUGAACUACUCGAUGUUUGCUGGCUAGAGGUGCAUGGGAGGUUUGAGGUAGCAAACCUUUCACCAGGACGACUGUACGAAAUUGUAUUCGUUGUGAUGCUGAAGGAUCCUGCUUAUGGAUGGGAAGAUCCUGUGAAUCUGAGACUCACUUUACCCGACGGAACUAGGCAAGAGCGUAAAGAAAACUUGAUGGAGAAGCCAAGAGGGAGAUGGAUAGACAUCCCAGUGGGAGAAUUUAAAAGCUCCACUGAGAAGACUGGAGAGAUGGAGUUCUCUUUAUAUGAAUACGAGGGUGGGAAAUGGAAGAGAGGACUAUUAAUUAAAGGAGUGAAGAUCCACCCAAAAGCUUGAGUUCAGAACAUCGGGCUCUCACCGAACAUAUAAUCUUUACUUCCAUAUAACAAUUAUGUAUAAGCUUCUGCUUUAGUUGGACCAGUGAAAGAGUGGACUAAUAAUUUCAUAUUCUUCAGACUCACAUAAUCUGAAGGAGCAAAUUCUAGUUGUCCUCAUUCAUGUGUGUUCAAGGAGCAAGGUAGGUUGUUUAUUUUCGGUUUGUUUGUCUUGUGUUUAAACAAAUUUGGCACCUAUUACAGCAUUGAGCUUAAA
Messenger RNA from Salvia splendens (bonfire salvia), 1365 nucleotides. RefSeq names its product protein PHLOEM PROTEIN 2-LIKE A1-like. The record is from RefSeq and is a predicted model, not a curated record. Gene Ontology annotation, molecular function: carbohydrate binding. NCBI's taxonomy places the organism in Eukaryota, Viridiplantae, Streptophyta, Magnoliopsida, Lamiales, Lamiaceae. The transcript is spliced from 3 exons. Bases 388 to 1110 code for a protein of 240 amino acids.